GGAUGCCAUUUUGUUUCCUUGUUACCGCUGGCUUGGCAGCGAUGAGACUGUUGUGUUAAGACCUGCCAAAGGACACCAACCCAGUUGCCCAAAAGACAAGGACGAGUCAGCUAGAAGGACGACAGAAGUUAAUUAGGUGGAGUGUGUAUGCUGAGAACCUGCCCCGGAUUAUCAAUUACGAAUCUGCCAUGCUUCUGCCAGAGAAACUCCAAUUCUCUUUCUCGAAGGAGACAGAGUUCUCCUAUACGGCAAGAACGCAGUUAAUUUAUCUGAAGCUCAAUGGAUUAGCUGACAACAGAGAAUCCUGGGAAAGCAUCGACCAGCUGCGCAUGAACCUUUGUGACAUCACAAACAAAACCAUUGAAUACGUUGAGGACCACUGGGACGAGGACGAGUUCUUUGGCUACCAGUUCCUGAAUGGCCUAAACCCCAUGCUGAUCCAACGCUGCUCAAAGCUACCCGAGAACUUCCUCGUCACCGAGGAGAUGGUCAAAGGCCUUCUAGGAGAAACCACCUUGAAGGCAGAGAUAGCGAAAGGGAACAUCUUCCUGUGUGACUACAAGAUGUUGGAUGGGCUUGUGGGAAAUGUAGUUGCUGGCAGGCAGCAGUACCUCACCGCUCCCCUGGUCCUGCUCUACUGCAACCCUCAGGGUCUGAUGCUGCCCAUAGCCAUACAGUUAAGGCAAAUGGUUGGACCCCAUCAAACCCCCAUCUUCCUGCCCACCGACCCCAAGCAUGACUGGCUGCUGGCUAAGAUCUUUGUGCGGGCAGCAGAGUUCAGCAUGCAAGAGCUUGACUCUCACCUGCUGAGAACUCACUUUCUGUCUGAGGUGUUUGCCAUGGCAACAUUGCGGAACCUCCCAUCCCCGCACCCUCUUUUCAAGCUCCUUAUUCCCCACACCCGCUACACACUCCACAUCAACAUCCUGGCAAGAAGUCGCUUGAUUUCCGACGAUGGAUCCAUUACCUUGAAUGCCGGCAUUGGCGGAAAGUCAUUGUCCGAGUUGCUGAAGCGUGGAACCUCCUCCCUGACCUACAGCUCCCUCUGUCUGCCUGAGAACAUCUCUGAGAGAGGCCUGGAGGACGUCCCCAACUACUACUACAGAGAUGAUGGCAUACAACUGUGGAACAUCAUCAACAAGUAUGUAACAGGAGUCUUGCAACAUUACUACACAUCUGAUGAGCAUGUGCAGAAGGACACAGAACUGCAGAGCUGGAUCAGAGAGAUUUUCACCAAUGGAUUCCUGGAAAGGAGCAACACAGGCGCACCUCAGUCUUUUCAAACAGUGAGCGAUCUCAUCAAGUUUGUUACCAUGGUGAUCUUCACUGCAUCCGCUCAACAUGCUGCUGUCAACAAUGGACAGUUUGACUUUGGCGGCUGGAUGCCCAACUUCCCUAGUGCGCUGAGAAAGCCCCCUCCCAAGGAGAAAGGCCAGACCACGGAGGACACCAUCAUGGAGACCCUGCCUGACAAGGGAACGACUGUGAACAUAAUGUCCAUCCUGAAGCUCCUUAGCAAAGAUUCUUCAGACCACUAUCCCCUGGGUAAAUUCCCUGAGCAAUGGUUUGUGGGUGAUGUUCCACACAAGUUCAUGAAGCACUUUAAUAAGGACCUGGAGAAGCUGAAACACCACAUUGAGAAGAGGAAUGCUGAGCUUGAGCUGCCCUACAUUUUUCUGAACCCCACAAAUGUGGACAACAGCAUUGCCAUCUGAAGAAUACUUUGCAUUCUGCUUUUUGUG
This is a messenger RNA of Alosa alosa (allis shad), 1742 nucleotides long. Its product is annotated as polyunsaturated fatty acid lipoxygenase ALOX15B-like. Bases 189 to 1715 code for a protein of 508 amino acids. Lineage: Eukaryota; Metazoa; Chordata; Actinopteri; Clupeiformes; Clupeidae. The transcript has 13 exons. Gene Ontology annotation, molecular function: iron ion binding; oxidoreductase activity, acting on single donors with incorporation of molecular oxygen, incorporation of two atoms of oxygen. The record is from RefSeq and is a predicted model, not a curated record. Gene Ontology annotation, biological process: lipid oxidation; linoleic acid metabolic process.